Molecule: messenger RNA, 2916 nt
Organism: Onychostoma macrolepis
Lineage: Eukaryota; Metazoa; Chordata; Actinopteri; Cypriniformes; Cyprinidae
Product: trafficking regulator of GLUT4 1-like
Exons: 2
Coding region: 97-585 (162 amino acids)
Cellular component (GO): membrane
Source: RefSeq, a predicted model, not a curated record
UUAACUGACAAGGCAUAUGACACCAGAGUACAGCAAUACAUACACACAUCUCUGCAGAGCACAGGCAGUUACAACCAAAAUCCAUUAAUCAGAAAAAUGAACCCCAGCCAGUCUUACAAUCAGCCUCCAGGGGCCUACAGUUCAUCUGAGAAAUCGGUGAUAUUGCAGCCAGCAGCAGCACCACCAGCAUACCAGAACAAUCCUGCUGGAUAUCCUCCUUCCUUUCCAUGCCAGCCGGCCCCUCAGGGCCCCUACGCUCAGGGGCCGUAUUCAGGACAAACUGUGGUUGCUGCACAGCCUGCAGUUUUUGUGACCGCUGCUCCACUGGCCAGUCCAGCACCAGAUUACAUGGGUUACUCCAUCUUUACCAUGCUGUGCUGCUGUUUUCCUCUGGGCAUUGCUGCGCUGAUUUUCUCCUGCUCUACUCGAGAUGCUAACUACUCAGGAAGGCGAGAAUUAGCAGAGAAGAACUCCAAAACGGCACGCACCCUGAAUCAUGUCGCUGUUGUUCUUGGCCUCAUUAUCAUUGUAUUGUAUAUUAUCUAUUACUUUGUGUUGAUUAACAAUAUGAAACAGCAUCCUUAACUGUUAGAGCUGUCAUGCAGAUUAUACAAACAAAUUUAAUUCUCUUCAUUUUAAAUUGUAUUUGCUUAAUGGGUCACAUUUAACACAGUUAAAACAUGCUGUAAAGGCUGAUUAUUGGAUGUUUAAAAUAAUAAAAGCUGACUAAAAAUUCUUUUAUGAACUAAAAAAAACAGCACUUUUUUGUUUUUGUUUAUUAUAGAAUUGCAGUAAUUUCGAACAGAGAUAUAUUCCUUGUGCAUGAGCUUCAUUUUAGCAAACUGUAAGACUAACCCAUAGACCCAAGUUGUUACCACAUGAAAUGGUGUGUCAAAGUUAACAACUACCUGCUACUUUACAAGAAAUUAAUUUCAUCAGAAAAGCACAACAACCAAAAUUACCACAAUGUCAGUUGACUUCAGCAGAAGUGAAAGUGUUUGUAUUGCUCAAUAAUAGGUCAAUAAUUGCUCGAUAAUCAUUUUCUCAAAGUAAGACUUAGGAAUAAUUUUUUAUCGGACCUUUAAUAUAUACUAGUGAAUUCUAUACAGUACAGAGUUGUCAUUGUUUUUUUGUAAGGACAUUUACAAAACAAGACCACCUUCGUGACCAUGCAUGGUGUCUCCCCUGCCAGGUAAGCAUUUUGAAAAAGUGACCUAUAUUGAGAAAUGUGUCCCAGAGAAUUUAAACAAAAAAUUUAAUUGAAGGGGAGAAAGAACCCACCAAAAACACCCAGGAAUCAUGAAAUCACCCCCAUCUAUGUCCUAAGAUUUUAUUUUCCUAAGUUCCUCAUGUUACAUGUGUAUAUAUAUAUAUAGCUACUGUGAGUAGUUUAAUUAAUUUUUUUAUUUACUUUAGUUUUUAUUGUCUUUUAUUACAGUUGAGAGAUAUGAUAUAAGAUAUAAAAAGGGAGAAGCUAAAGCCUGUAGUCUAUCUGUGGACAAAUAUGUAAAUAAAGACAAGUUCGUUCACGUAUCUUUUACAUAACUGCCAUGUUCAACUCAUGAAUGUGUUGGUCCAGUGUUUUGGUUUCCCAUAAAUAACUGUAAAGGUGUGGUGAUGGAGACCAUUUCAACAACUACAGACUUUGUGAAAGAUUAUGAGUUUAAGUUUUAAGAAAAAAGUUCCUAUUUUACCAUUUCAGUUUUUCUAUUUAAAAAAAUAAAAUAAAAAUAAUAAUAUAUAUAUAUAUAUAUAUAUAUAUACACACACACACACACACACACACACACAUACAUAUCAUACAUACAUACAGACACACACACAUACAUUUAAUUCAACAUGUUACUUUCAGCUUCUUUGUAGCAUAAUUGGGAAAAUUGUUUCUACACAGGGUUUAAAAAUGAAUAAGGUCUGGGGUGGGGUUAAGAAUUGUGCUAUAAUAACCCCUACAAAUACAGCUCAUAUACACUAACACUUUAAAAGAGACAGAGAUUUAGACGUUUGUGAAAUAUGUUUUAUCUGGUUUGGAGGGAUGAACAUUGUUAAAUUAUACCAUAUUAUUUGUAUCAAAAUUUGUUAGUACUUUACUAUAGGUUAUGGGUGGAUAAUUGUAUCAGUUGUUUAUUAUUCAUGCAACAAUACCUAUUACUAUUAAAGCUUUUAUUAAUAACCAUUGCUAUGCUACAGUUUUUGAUACUAUUGAUAAUGUUUCUGACAGAUAAUAUCAUGAUGUUUUUGCGUUUGCCUUACUGAAUACCAUAUCCUGUCAGCAAUUACCUGUCCGUGGGCUUUUUUGAUUACUGUCAGUUUAAGUGCCAGUGAUGCAGUGUUGCCAGGUAUUGCUAUGAAAACCAAUAAAAACAAAAUGAAAAAAUAAAUUGAAGGAGUGGAAUCCUGGAGCCAUCACGACCUUCAUAAAAUAUAUAUUUGUUUCUUCUUAAAUAAUUAAUCAAAGUUACAUUUAGGUAUGUUAGAAAAUAAGUUGAAUAUUAUUAUAUUCUGCCUUUUUACUCUCUAAGAAGCUGUUCUCAUUGUGUGUGUGUGUAGUGAACCAUAUUUGAUAAGAUUCAUGGCAGAGCCCGGCAACCUUGAAGUAUAGAUAAGUGUUCUCUGCGUAUGUGUGUGAGCGUCUGUUUUUGCAGCUAGAUGCAGAGAGAGCCGUAGGAGGAAACCAUCAUUUGCCUUCACCAUGAUGUCCAGGGUAUCCAAUAUGCGUCUCUGGAGAGACCCAUUGCUUCUGACCUCUGAUCACUUGUCACCAAAUUAAUCACUAGAAGAUGUGCUUUGAGUUUUACGUCCAUGUGUGGAGAUUUUCUAAGUUUAUCUACCAACCAGAAUCUUGCUUACCUACGUAUUGACAUAAUUAGUGACCUCUGUUAGAGUAUAAACUAUUGGUGUCUAAAACAUUUAUGUAGA